AUGCUGAACAUUGAAGGGUAUUGGGAUAUCGUUAUAUCGUCCCUACAAGAUAUCUGUAAUGCCAACGAGUCCACUACAUUUGAUGAUUUGUAUCUGAAAUACUUGGAUGGAGGACUUCCAACGGAUUUGAAAGAGUUGAAUGCUCUAAAAUCGUCAGUUUCUGAUCACAAGUCCAAUAUACAGACAUCGGCAAGAGUGAUCGAAACCUGUCAACAAAACUUAUCCACAUUGAUAGCCAACUUACAAAAACAAGGCAGAGCAUCCAGGAAUAAUUCCAUAUCCAAAGAAUCAAAAACAGUAUCUGGUAAGAAGCAGAAGAAAGUAGGAAGACUGUACUACACGUCAAAAUAUAAUUCCCUGGAACCGGUUGUUUUAGGAUCUGAAGUUGCCUAUAAGUUGAAGAACCGUCACGGAGAGGAAUGGAUUCAAUGUGAGGUGACCAAGAUCCUUGGUGAUGGUAUGAAGUUCGAAAUAAGAGAUCCUGAACCUGAUGAAAACAAUAAUCCUGGUCAAACUUUUAAAGCUAAUUAUAAAGAAAUUAUAUUAAUAAGCCCUCCAGGACAAUCAUUCCCAAACUAUCCUUAUGGGUUCAAGGUUUUGGCCAGAUAUCCGGAAACCACCACUUUCUAUCCUGCCGUUGUGGUCGGAACAAAGAAAGAUGGAACAGUAAGAUUAAAGUUUGAUGGAGAAGAAGAAGCAAACAAAGAAACUGAAGUUGAUAGAAGGUCAGUAUUACCGUUCCCAGAUAAGUAA
Messenger RNA from Yamadazyma jaroonii, 753 nucleotides. The record is from the annotation of a GenBank genome assembly. Lineage: Eukaryota; Fungi; Ascomycota; Pichiomycetes; Serinales; Debaryomycetaceae.